Messenger RNA from Emys orbicularis (European pond turtle), 1974 nucleotides. RefSeq names its product forkhead box N1 (gene FOXN1). Lineage: Eukaryota; Metazoa; Chordata; Testudines; Emydidae. Gene Ontology annotation, molecular function: transcription cis-regulatory region binding; DNA-binding transcription factor activity, RNA polymerase II-specific. Bases 1 to 1974 code for a protein of 657 amino acids. The record is from RefSeq and is a predicted model, not a curated record. Gene Ontology annotation, biological process: regulation of transcription by RNA polymerase II. The transcript is spliced from 8 exons.
AUGGUUUCAUUGCUUGAAGAUCAACCUAAUAUUAAGUUCUCUUCUUCGGACACUCUGGAGAGUGACCAACAAGACAACCUCAUGCAGACACAAGGGGACCCAAGCUCCCCAGCUCAGCAAACUGAUAAUCCCAGUUUCAGUUGCCAGUCGUAUGAUCCAGACAGCAGGACAGAAAGAAAGAGUUCAGAAUCUUCUCACAGCCCAAGCCCCUCUUCUCCAACCCAGGAUCAAAUCCAUGGGAGAUUUCCUGCCAACCAAGGAAUUCACUCUGGCAAGUGCAAAUUUAAAGUCUCUCCCAACGCUGAGAAAUUCAGAAGGUAUAGCUAUGAGGAAAGCACUGCAGGAAACUAUGGCAGGUUCCUCAAGAGCAACAGGAACCCCUUCCAUCCUUAUAAGAGGGAGUUCAGUGAAGAUGUCUUCCAAGAAACUCAUCCAGCCCUCACACUGGAUAGUAAUUCCUUCAAAAAUGCAAGAAGCGUUGAGGGUUUUGAAGAGCUACCAGGAUCUACAGGCACUGGAGAGUCAGAGUCCUUUCCCACACAUAUUCAGAACAUUUCCACAGAACCAACAUGGUGCAACAAUCUCCAAUACAACCUCACAGGCCAAGAUCAGAGUUCCCAAGUCAUGCGGGAUUCAGAGGUCAAGCUUAAGACGCCUCCACUGGAAGGGCAGCCCAGUCUGUACUGUUACCAAACUCCAGUGCAGCAAAUGUACUGUCCCUCACACCCAUUUCACCAGUAUUCCUCAGGAGGCAGUUAUCCUGUAACCUAUAUUACCUCAUCACACUAUCCUUACCAGAGAAUCGCUCCUCAAGGGAGUCAAGAAUCCCAGCAGCCUCUGUUUCCUAAACCCAUCUACUCCUACAGCAUCCUGAUCUUCAUGGCGCUCAAAAACAGUAAAACAGGGAGUCUCCCGGUCAGUGAGAUUUAUAAUUUCAUGACGGAACACUUUCCUUACUUUAAGACAGCUCCAGACGGUUGGAAGAACUCUGUACGCCAUAACUUAUCCUUGAACAAAUGCUUUGAGAAAGUUGAAAACAAGUCAGGUGGCUCUUCUCGGAAAGGCUGUUUGUGGGCACUGAAUCCGGCCAAAAUUGAUAAGAUGCAGGAAGAGCUUCAGAAAUGGAAAAGGAAAGAUCCAGUUGCUGUGAGGAAGAGUAUGGCAAAGCCAGAAGAACUUGACACAUUGAUAGGAGAUAAGGCUGAAAAACUAAGAUCUUCAACGGUGUCCUGCAAUCCAACUGGUGUGACAAGUUCAACAGUUUCCAGACAGAUGUCAGUCCAGCCCCAUUCUCUGUCUGAGCCAUCCCUGUCGUCUAAUAUCCGACAGCAUUUACAUGCUAUUCACACAACAGGACCUCUACGUGCCAAGAACCCACUACCAAGUUUGCUUGGGGGGCACCAAACUCCAUGUUAUACAUCACCACAGGUUUUCCCUCAGAUCUCACCUACCUUAAUGCAACAAUCACCUGGUAUCCCUCAGAGCAUCUUCCCUUCUGCAGAUACUCAAAUUGAACUUAGAGCACAACCUAGCACCACCCAAGACUCACCUUUGCCAGCCCAGACCCCUCCCAUACAUGGUAUGAAGAUGUUGACAGAGCACUCCACAGCCAGGACAAUGCAGGACACACUCAUGCAAGAAGCAGACAUGAGCAAUGAUAUUGAUGCUCUUAACCCUUCCCUGAUUGACUUUGAUCUCCAAGGAAAUCUUUGGGAAGAACUGAAAGAUGACAGCCUGGCUGUGGAUCCCUUGGUUCUCAUUUCAACAUCCCCAAUAUCCUCUCAGUGCUUCCCUUCUCACUAUCAGAUGGAUAGUAACAGCAGCAGCAAUACCCUCACCACCCAGAAUAGCACUCCACAGAGCAGCUUACCCGACUUACAACUCACUACUCUUUACUCUGCCUUUAUGGAACUGGAUACAGUGUCCACAGCCUACUUGAAUAAUUCUGGAUCCAAGCCUAUAGCACUAGUGUGA